AGGUGGGGGGACAGGCAGCAGGAAGGUCGGGGUAAGUGAAGGGAAGGUGAGGGGUGACGAGCUCAGAGAGGAGGAGACGGUCGGUGGGGUGAAUAGGGGAUCCCGCUGGGGUUCCGGGUCGAGUGCAAACCUGAGCGUGUUUGGAAAUUGGGAGACUUGGGGGCGAACGAGACUUAGGGCCCCCCUCCCGCCUCGGAGACGGGGCGACAUGUCCGGGGCGUGGGACCCCAGGCUGGUGAGGUUGGCCUUGUUGCAGCAGCUCCGGGCUGUCUACGGUAUCAAGGUGAAGGGCGGCCGUGGCCUGAGCGAUCGCAGGAGACACGAAGCCGCAGCCACGGAAAUAGUGGGUAAAAUAUUUGGAGUGCCUUUUAAUGCAUUGCCGCAUUCUGUUGUACCUGAAUAUGGACAAAUUCCAAGCUUUCUUGUUGAUGCUUGCACAUCUUUAGAAGAGCAUAUUCACACAGAAGGACUUUUUAGGAAAUCAGGAUCUGUUACUCGUCUAAAAGCACUAAAGAAUAAAUUGGAUCAUGGUGAGAGUUGCUUGUCUUCUGCACCUCCUUGUGAUAUUGCAGGACUUCUUAAACAGUUUUUUAGGGAAUUGCCAGAGCCUCUUCUCCCAGCUGAUUUACAUGAAGCACUUUUCAAAGCACAGCAGUUAGGUACAGAGGAAAAGAAUAAAGCUACGUUACUGAUCUCCUGUCUUAUUGCUGACCACGCAAUUGAUGUAUUAAGAUAUUUCUUUAACUUUCUCAGGAAUGUUUCUCUUAGAUCUAGUGAGAAUAAGAUGGAUAGCAGCAAUCUUGCAGUUAUAUUUGCACCAAACCUCCUUCAAACAAGUGAAGUACAUGAAAAGAUGUCUGCUAACACAGAAAAAAAGCUACGAUUACAGGCUGCAGUAGUACAGACUCUUAUUGAUUAUGCAUCAGAUAUUGGCCAUGUUCCCGAUUUUAUCCUGGAAAAGAUACCGGCUAUGUUGGGUAUUGAUGGUCUCUGUACUACUCCAUCACUGGAAGGCCUUGAAGAAGGUGAAUGUGAAACUCCUGGUGACUGUAAGAGAAAGCAAAGACAGAGUGUAGGAGAUUUUGUUAGUGGAGCAUUGAAUAAACUUAUAUCUAACAGAACACCCUCUAUUACACCUCAGCAGGAAAGAAUCACUCAGGUAUCUGUAUCACCAGUGAUUCUUACACCAAAUGCUAAGCGUAAACUGCCAGUAGAGUCUUCUCAUGGUUUCUCAAGUAAGAAAAGGAAACCCAUCAAGCACAAUUUCAACUUUGAAUUAUUGCCAAGUAAUCUCUUCAGUAGCAAUUCUACUCCAGUAUCAGUUCACCUUGAUACAAGCUCAGAAGGGUCAUCUCAGAGCUCACUCUCUCCUAUAGUCAUCGGUGGAAACCAUUUGAUCAGUACAGGUGUGCUAAGGCGAAGUAAAAGGAUUGCGAAUAAAAAAGUUUGCAGGGUAGAAUCAGGAAAAACAGGCUGCUUUUCUCCUAAAGUCAGUCGUAAAGAAAAGGUUCGAAGAUCUCUUCGUUUGAAAUUUAGUUUGGGGAGAAGUAGCAAAGAUGUAAAUGAGUGUUCUGGUAUCAAGAGACAUGAAAAUGUUGGUCGACGACUUGCAAAUCAACAAAAUUUAAAAAAUAGAAUUGAAUGUGUAAAAACCGGUCUACUUUUUAGCCCAGAUAUUGAUGAAAGAUUAACAAAGAAAGAUUCAAAAAAGAUCAGUAAGUCUGAGGAAAACUUACUAACUCCAGAGCGACUUGAUGGAACAAGUUACCGGAUGUCUUGGGCAGGACCUAGUAAUUCAAAUUUUCAAGAAAUAGAUGUAAAUGAAGCUUCUCCAGUAGAGGCAAGUUGUGACACGGAGAACUCUUUGGAGCCUGAUAGUAUGAUUGAAAAGUCACCUGUUAGUUCAUAUGAUCUCACUCCUAAUAUAUUCAAUAAGCAUAAUAACAACUUAACUGGAGGCUCUCUUAGUGGGGAAGGAAAUAACUUGACCACAGAGACUUUGGAGAAAAUUCAGAAAGCAUUUUCUGAAUCUGGAAGUGAUCUUCAUACAUUGAUAAAUCAUAGGGAGUCAUCAGUAACUAAUGUAGGGCAAGUAAAAUUAAAUGAAACCUGUUCUAUAGAAUAUAGCCCAGAGAAAAAUUUAUUUGAAACUAAUGAUUUGACUGUUAUAGAAUCAAAUGAAUGCCAUACUAGCACACAUGAAAAUAGUUUUUCAGAAAGAAAUUUAUCAUUACAUCAGACUCAAAAAUUGGAUGGAGAAACAAUUAUGAAAUGUUACCCAACUCAGAUGAAUAUGGAAAAUGACAAUAGCAUUCAUGCAGAUAGACCAAAAGAUAAUUUAAGCAAGCAAGAAUGGCCUAUCGAUGAACAAAUGAAACAGCAGUCCCCAGCAGAUAAACUAAAUCCUACAUUAAAGAAGACUGAGGAUAUAAUUGAAGAGAACUUUCUGCAAUGUGCAACUUCUAGGGAGGAUGAGGAUGCAGCUAAGACCACUUCUGUAGAGCAGAUUACAUGUAACAGAACCAACUUGUCAAAACCUAGGCUUGUGAGAAUUGUUAAACAGCAGUCAUUGAUGGAAAGAGGGGAUAAAACGGUUUCUGAAAGUUUACGAGUGACAGAGCAUGGUAAGGUUUCAGACCAUAUACAGUGGUUUAACAAGCUUUCUUUAAACGAACCAAAUAGGACAAAGGUUAAGUCACCCCUUAAGUUUCAACGUACACCUGUCCGUCAGUCUGUCAGAAGAAUUAAUUCUUUGUUGGAGUAUAACAGACAGCCAGUAAGGCGUAAAUUGACAAGUCUCGGUGAUGCUGCUUCUCCCCUGGUUAAAGCAGUAAGCUGUGAUAGUGCUCUUCCCACUUGUGUAGAAGGUGCUUCAAAAGAUUCCUCCAAGUCAAGUCCUAAAGAACAGAAAAUUACAUCAUAUGAACUGUCAAAUGUUGAUUCAAUUUCAAAAUCGAGCAUGGACUUGACUUCUAACUCUUUCUCAAAGAUGAAGAGACACCCAAACUCCAUGAAUGCUACUCUUGGGUCUACCAGAGUUUGUAAACAAGAAGUGGUAACGGAUGGUCAAAUUAAGUUUCCCUUGGAUGAUCUGACAAAUCAUGAUAUAUUGAAAUCUGUUGUAAAUAAUAAUAGGGGUGUUUCUCCUGGGAUGAAUCACAAGGUCCUUAGGAAACCAUCAGAAAGAGAGAGGAUCUGGUAUAAAGGCUCUCCAAAUAAUCCUAUUGGAAAAGUUCAACUACUACCAACAAGUAAACCUGUAGACUUGUAGUUGGUAGAUAUUUUACUUGUUAUUAGUGUAAAUAGAACUAGCAAUUAGUGGUAUGACUUGCAGGAUAAUCUACCUGUUAGUUUGUAGCUCAGGAUGAUUGUUACAUGAUUUUUAUUUCAUAGCACAAGCGAUAGAGAUUUCUAUACUUGAAUAAAUGACUGCUUUUUGUUAAUUGUGGCAGUAUUUGAACUUUUAAAUUCUAUUUAAAUUUUAUCUCAAAAAACUGAGGUUAUACUUUACCUUUUUAAAGGAAUUGUUGACUGGGUUUAUAGAAAUUUAUUUUUGAAAAUUAAGAAUUUAUUUUUUAAGUGUGGUAGGAAGAGUGGAAUGAGUUUUGCCUAUUUGCUGUUAUUUCUCCUAAAUCAGAUUAAGUUUCUCUGAGAAAUUUCCCGCAUGUAAUUGGAAGAGAUAACCCAGCAAAUCUCAUUUCUUGAGUUACAUUAAUGGUUUUUACCAGAAUCCCCAGAAAUUAAUUUGCUUCAGUAGCCUCAAUUCUUUAUUCCUAUUUGGGGCAGAAUAAUUAAGUUUUUAUUGCCUGUAGAAGUGUGCAGUACAUUCACUUGAAUAUUUGAAGCAGAAGAAUGACUCAAGUGUUGUGUUCAUGUAAUAUGAAGCUGCAGAAGGAAUUGAUGACUUUUAAGCCAUAUUAUGUUUUUAAACAAAUACAUUAUGUUUGCACAAAUACAUUUGCAUCUGUUUUGUCCAAUGUAGAAUUUUAAUUAUUUAAGGAGGAAUAAUUAAAUGAAAAAUUUUAAUAAGGUGAUUUCUUAUAUGCAGAUGCUUGAUUUUAAAAUGUGUAAUAGUGAUGCAUCUAUGUACAUUUAACUUGGAUUCUUAAGCUUUAGAGUCUUAUAAAAAGCCCAUGAUGAUGUUGUCUUGUGUAUAAUGUUAUUUAUUUAGCAUAGACAUUAAAAGUAACUUUAUGGAAAGUGACUUGCCUAAGACUCUAAUGAAAUUAUAGUACCUUUUAGAAUUUGAUUCAAAUUGUCAAGCAAAUCUAUCUAAAUUUAUAUUAGAGUAUUAGAAAUUGCCAAUCUUUAAGGAAAAAAUAUCAUCAAUAGAGGGUAUUCUUUACAUAUUAGAGGACAGAAUAUGCAGAAUAUGCAGGCAGACAGAACUACUGAAGAUGGCUUUGCAGGCCAGUUAUUAAAAUGUCACAUUGAGAUGUUGGAGCAGAAUAAUGUUGCACACCUACUCAGUUGUCACACAGCAAUCAGACGUGUAUGUGUAAUUUCAAGUAAUCAGACAAAUACUACUUGUUAGUUCUACUUGCUAGUGCAUUUAUUUUAUAGCUUUUCCUGUUUCUGUAUUCAUUACCUAGAAAUCAGCCCUUUCUCAAAACUAAUAUUUGACCUCUAUAAAGAUUAAAAAUCUGUAGAUAUGAAUAACAUGUUUAUCUGAUAUAACAGGUUUAUAAUAUAAACAAUGUGUUCCAGAUAUUUCUAGAGAUUGAAAAUAUUCAUGGUACAGAUAGAAGAUAUUCAUAAACUCUAAGAUACGUAUUGUCUGGUUCAAAGUAAUUUUUUUAACUUUUAAAAUAAUGUCCUUUUAUGUCCAUGGGAAUUGGGGUGGGCAUGAAAUGUUGCAUUGGAAGGUUAAUUAAGAAGGCAUUGGAAAUUUAACUGCACAAGCCUGACUUACUGACUUUUCUGGGAGGUUACCAGUAACAGUAUUUUUUUUUUUAAUCACCAUCUGUCACUCCCACUGUUGUGAGCGUGAAGUUUAUACAGAUUUAGUGCAAAAUUUUAAAAGUGAAUAGCUUAGAAGUGUGUUAAUUGGGAAGUCAGGAAAUUUAAAUUUACUCCCGAUUUAGUUCAGUUUUUGUAUGGGAGUGGAAAUUUGAUCAAUCGUCUACAUAUAAACAUACGUAACAAAGCUAUGGGUGCCUAGGAUGUGCAGAAAGCUUAUUUUCACUUUGUUACAAGUAUAAAAAAGGAUUUAAUAUUAACUAUCAUAAGCAACAAUAGAAUUAAUUGGCUUGGCAACAUUCUCUAAUCACUAAGAAGUUAAUAGGAUUUUGAUAAUCAUCAAGGCCCAAGGUGUAUAGGAUAGAUGCUUUAAAAUGAUGAAAUUUCAUAUGAAAUAUACUUUUAUGUGUUUCAGUUCUCCAGUCAGCACAAAAAGUAAAUUGUUAUGAUUUUGCCACUUUCCCAAGAACAAAAUAAAGGUAGCAAAUGACAACGUUAAAGCAAAAUUCAGAAUUGGAAAAAUACCUUAAUUUGUGCAAAUAAUAAAUAUUGAUCCCCAGCAUGAUCUUUGAGUCUAGAGCCAAUAGAUAGUACCUUAUCCUGUUGAUUUAGCACGAAUUAAGCAAAAAGCUGUGAACAAGAAUACCAUGGAAGAAAAAGCACCAGGAAGGACGUUUGGCUUUAAACCAAAAGGCACAUACAGCCUUUCGUGUCUUAAAUUUUGCGGACCCAUCUUCAUUGCAUAAAAUUUCUGUAGCUGAUGAUAGAUUUGAAGCUUACAAAGAUCUGUAUUCUAACCUGAGACUGAAACACUUUACUCGUCCUUAAGUCUUACAAUCUGUAUUUAAUGUAUGACUACAUUUCAGUUUUUGUAUUUAAACAAAAUUCAAAUGUUCAAGGUUGCACAUAGGUGCUCUAUAAAAAAAAAAGUGGUUCUCCCUCAGCAGUGUACUUCGGUCCUUCUGCCUGCUCUGCUCCCCGCUCUGGCUCUGGUGAAUCCUCUCACCCUCCCGUGCUUCUGACUGUACCCAGCGCAUGUAUAAACAAAACAAACAAACAAAUAAAUAAAUAAAA
Messenger RNA from Talpa occidentalis (Iberian mole), 6033 nucleotides. It is a transcript of the gene ARHGAP11A, whose product is annotated as Rho GTPase activating protein 11A. Gene Ontology annotation, biological process: signal transduction. The transcript is spliced from 12 exons. The record is from RefSeq and is a predicted model, not a curated record. The coding region runs from base 209 to 3271 and encodes 1020 amino acids. Lineage: Eukaryota; Metazoa; Chordata; Mammalia; Eulipotyphla; Talpidae.